Molecule: messenger RNA, 1730 nt
Organism: Cercospora beticola
Lineage: Eukaryota; Fungi; Ascomycota; Dothideomycetes; Mycosphaerellales; Mycosphaerellaceae
Gene: MRI1
Product: S-methyl-5-thioribose-1-phosphate isomerase MRI1
Molecular function (GO): S-methyl-5-thioribose-1-phosphate isomerase activity
Source: RefSeq, a predicted model, not a curated record
UGACGUUGCAGUUGGAUUGGGAAUGUGAAAGCUGUCUGGCUGCGGACAGCAAAAUGGAAACUCGGAAACAUGCACAAUUUGCGAUCUCGCGCGAACUUGAUACACGUUUACGUCGCUUGUCGAGAUAGAGCGCCUUAGCUACGCUGUACAAGGCAGAGGGAUGAGGAGCGAAAGGGCACUCAAUGUUCAUUCUAGUUCCUGUCUUGCUUCCCGGUGGAAGGUGGUGCAACACGUGCCCCUCCUCGAAGCCAAUCGGAGUCCAAUGACGCGAUCUGCCGACGCUAAAAGUUUCACAUUCAACAUGGCAAGAAGCACAACUCAUCAUCUGUGGUGACUCCAUAUGCUCCAGCCCUUUCUCAGUGAAGGCAAGAUGGUUCUUCAAGCGAUUCGAUACCAGCCAGGGAGUCUGCAAAUCCUCAAUCAGCUCAAGCUACCGCAUCAAGAAGAAUACGACGAGAUCAAAACUGCCGAAGAUGGAUGGCAUGCGAUUAAAGAUAUGCGAACUCGUGGAGCCCCGGCCAUAGCGAUCGUUGCAGCUUUGGCACUUGCUGUUGAGCUUACGAGUUCCGCACUCUCUAGCAAUGCUGAGGAAGUGGCGGCUUUCAUUGUCGAGAAGUUGGACUAUUUGGUCACGAGCAGACCGACUGCUGUUAAUCUUGCUGAUGCUGCUGGCAAGCUGAAGAAGAUUGUGACAUCUGCUGCGAAGGAGGGCGGCGCAGGCGGCGCAUCCGUUUCCAAGGCCUACUGCGACGCUGCGGCACAAAUGCUUGUUGCUGACGUCUCCGACAACGAAGGUAUUGGCAAGCAUGGGGCUGAAUGGAUCUCAAAGGCCGCGGGUGGGGGCCAAGUGAGCGUUGUGACACAUUGCAACACUGGCUCUCUUGCAACCGCAGGCUACGGGACUGCACUCGGAGUAAUCCGUUCUCUUCACGCCAAUGGGUCAUUGAAGCACGCCUUCUGCACGGAGACUCGGCCGUAUAACCAAGGCUCGCGCUUGACGGCGUUCGAGCUGGUGCACGAUAAUAUUCCAGCCACUUUGAUCACCGAUUCCAUGGCAUCAGCUCUACUGCGGCUGAAAGGACCCGAGCAACGGAUCGCAGCCAUAGUCGUUGGUGCAGACCGCGUGGCAGCUAACGGCGAUACUGCGAACAAGAUCGGCACAUAUCAGCUUGCGAUCACGGCCAAGUACCACGGAGUCAAGUUCCUGGUCGCUGCUCCACGAACGACAAUUGAUCUGAGCACAAAAUCAGGCGCCGAUAUUGUGAUUGAAGAGCGACCCGGGAAGGAGAUGACGUUCGUGAAGGGACCAAGGUUCGAUGGAGUGGACCUUGACCUCAGCCAGGUCGAGACCGUGAGCAUUGCAGCCAAGGGUAUUGACGUGUGGAACCCAUCAUUUGAUGUGACGCCCGCAGAGCUGAUCGAUGGGAUCAUCACGGAGGUCGGCGUAGUAGAGAAGGAUGCUUCCGGGAAGUUCGACUUGACCUUGGCCAUGGAGGCUCAUCACGAGGGGGUGAAGCCAACGACGGUUGGCGGGCUGUAGGCAGAGCAGCGAUGGCCCAGGUUUCUCUUCUCCAAGAAGGGUCGAGGACGAUUCGUACCCUCUGAGUGCUUGCCAGUAGAUACAGACGUGCGCCGAAUUUUCGUGGACCAACUCCAGGCAGCAUGCGCAGCACUCGUGUCACUCUGAGCAGCUGCAUCAUGUCUAGCCUCUCUCGUCCAGUAUUCAGUGU